Messenger RNA from Spirodela intermedia, 459 nucleotides. Lineage: Eukaryota; Viridiplantae; Streptophyta; Magnoliopsida; Alismatales; Araceae. The record is from the annotation of a GenBank genome assembly.
AUGGACGCGGCGGAGCUGAAGCGGGUGUUCCAGAUGUUCGACCGCAAUGGCGACGGGAGGAUCACGAAGAGGGAGCUCAGUGACUCGCUGCAGAACCUGGGCAUCCACAUCCCGGAGAAGGACCUGAUGACGAUGAUCGAGAAGAUCGACGCCAACGGGGACGGCUGCGUUGACAUGGACGAGUUCGGUGCUCUGUACCAGAGCAUCAUGGAGGAGAAGGACGAGGAGGAGGACAUGCGGGAGGCCUUCAACGUGUUCGACCAGAACGGCGACGGCUUCAUCACCGUGGAGGAGCUCCGGUCAGUGCUGGCCUCGCUCGGCCUCAAGCAGGGCCGCACCGUCGAGGACUGCCGGCAGAUGAUCCGCAAGGUGGAUGUCGACGGCGACGGGAUGGUCAACUUCAAGGAGUUCAAGCAGAUGAUGAGGGGCGGCGGGUUCGCCGCCCUCGGCGGCGGCUGA